This is a messenger RNA of Syngnathus acus (greater pipefish), 962 nucleotides long. RefSeq lists its product as uncharacterized. The record is from RefSeq and is a predicted model, not a curated record. NCBI's taxonomy places the organism in Eukaryota, Metazoa, Chordata, Actinopteri, Syngnathiformes, Syngnathidae. The coding region runs from base 150 to 962 and encodes 270 amino acids. The transcript has 7 exons.
CUAUAUAUAUAUAUAUAUAUAUCGCCUUGAGUGACAUUUGCAUUGAAUUUUUGCAUGGGGUGGGGACAAGACGCUAAGAACACACAUGUUGGCUACUUUGCAAAUCUCUCUUGCGCUUUGGAGUUGCAGAGGUGUGCUUUCUUGUCACCAUGAACUUCUGCGCUUUAACUCUUCUCCUGGGAUCCUUCUCCAUCAUUGCACAUUGUGUUUUCCCUCCCGGUUCUUGCGAUAGCUACGUCAACAUUACGGAACCAUAUCGCAACAUCGCCUUUACGUCAAGUUCCUUCAGUGGCUACUCGCACGAUGACGGCGGCCUUUCCAGACAGUGGUCACGCUUCACUGGAAUCGGCGGAGACAGAAUCGUGCAAAGCCGCCACUCGGGACCACGGGGCGGCUUCCGGUACCCCAUCUGUUUUCAAUUUAAUCAUCCAACCGAGGAGUCGUCAACGGCGUCGACAGGGACUGCAUAUGUUUAUGCUGGAGGGUGUGAUAGUCAUAGCAUCGCAAUGGAGGUGGUCCUCUGUCCAGGAAGCUUCUACAUCUUUAAACCAGUAAACCACCCACAGUCCAGUUCAGGCUUCAUAACCUGUAAGAGAAUGGAAAUCAUCGUCGUUAUUGACCUCGUGACGUUGGCUUUGUUUGAUUCCUGUAUUACCCGAAUCUGGUUUGGUGACUUGUGUGUACUGGAAGGACGAAUCGGACGAGACGAUGAGAUGGUUGGCAAGCCUCCACCGGAGGAUUCUUUUUUAGAGUGGCUGAACCGAAUGUGCAUCAUAGUGGGACUCUUCUUCUUUGCUUUGUGCAUCCUCACCUUCCUGCUGUGCAGCUGGAACCCCAAAAUCAACAACACGGCACGUCUUCACUUGUGUCUCAACAUGGCCUCGUCCCAUCUCCUGCUCUUGACCGAUAUGUGGAGCAUGAGCUGGCCUGCACCGUCAUUGCGGGGCUCCUUCACUUCUUAG